AAAAAAGCUCUAAAUACCUUCUCCCGCCCCUGCUUCAGUUGACUGUACAAUUCCAGAAUCCUAAAGCAGCGAGUGGAGAAACCUAAUGUGCGGAAGAGCUCGUUGUACACUCAGGCCUGAUGAUUUCCACCGGUCCUGCCAUCUCAAUGGUCGGCCUGUUCGUCACGUCAAUAUGGAACGUUUCAAAGCUAUUGAUUUGGGUAAAUUACAACGAGUAUUUAAAUCUAACAGGUACCGGCCGUCGAAUAAUGUGGCGCCGGGUUUCAACGUGCCGGUGGUUCGGAGGGAGGACGGAGGGGAUUGCAACGGUGCUGUAGUUCACUGCAUGAAAUGGGGGCUGAUUCCGAGUUUCACUAAGAAAUCUGAAAAGCCCGAUCACUUCAGGAUGUUCAAUGCACGAUCUGAAUCAAUUAGAGAAAAGGCUUCUUUUCGUCGUCUGGUUCCUAACAACAGGUGUCUGGUGGCUUUUGAAGGAUUUUAUGAAUGGAAAAAAGAUGGGUCUAGAAAGCAACCUUACUACAUACAUUUUAAGGAUGGUCGUCCCCUUGUCUUUGCUGCUCUAUUUGACUCUUGGAAAAAUCCAGAAGGAGAAGUCCUGUAUACCUUCACUAUCGUGACGACUUCUUCAUCAUCAGCUUUGGAAUGGCUCCAUGAUAGGAUGCCUGUUAUCUUGGGUAACAAGGAUUCAACUGAUAGGUGGCUGAAUGAUUCUUCAUUGCCAAAUCUUGAUACAAUACUCAAACCAUAUGAAGAGACAGAUUUGGCCUGGUAUCCAGUGACACCUGCAAUGGGUAAGCUUUCAUUUGACGGACCAGAGUGCAUUAAGGAGAUACCGGUAAAGACAGAGGAGACCAGACCGAUCUCCCAAUUUUUCUCGAAGGGAGAAAAUCGUGGACUUGAGCCAAAACUCGAAAACCCCACACUAAAAGAUGAGCCCGUUGUAAUCAAUCAGCAGAAAGACACAAAAGAGGAACCUGAAAGUCAAGACAGCGACCAUCCAUCUACCACCAACAAAGAUGAUUAUGACAUCAAACCAAAACUCAAAAGCCCCUCAACAAAAGACGAGCACAUUAAAAUAAAUCAGCAGAAAGGCACCAAAGAUGAACCUGAAACUCAACACAAAUACCAUCAGUCUAUUUCAAACGAAGAUGAUUAUGAUAUCAAAACAGAUGUUACUCAGGUGUCUGUGGAAGGGGUUGCGCAGAUUCCGGGGAAGCGAAACUAUGAGGAGCUUUCUUCAGAUGCUAAGCCAAUUGCUAGAGAAACUGACAGGUUAAGUGCAAGUUCGGUAAGAAAGAAAAGCAAGAGUGCCGAUGAUAAACAGCCAACGCUGCUUUCUUACUUCAGAAAAACCCAGUAACUUGUCCCUACAGGAUCAUAUCUAUGGUUUUGCUGAAAUAGCUGUAAUUUCCAUCAAAGUACCAAAGCUGAAAGGAAGGGGAUUUUCGUCCAGCUCCCACUUGUUUCACCCUGUUUAUGCAAUUUGUGUGUAGGUCUGGCUUUUCUGCUGGUACUCUUUUCCUGUUGACUGGUAGCACCAAUGUCGUAUAGUAUUAGAUUAGUUAAUUUCUGGAAGUUUCAAGAAUAACUUGGUCGUGUAAAUUAUUGCAAUUUGAUGCUAGAAACUUUUGGUCUCAGCAUUCAAGCGUCAUAAUCAAUUGAUGGUUCCAGGACUUUUUGACUAA
Olea europaea var. sylvestris is the source of this 1685-nucleotide messenger RNA. RefSeq names its product putative SOS response-associated peptidase YoqW. The transcript has 8 exons. Lineage: Eukaryota; Viridiplantae; Streptophyta; Magnoliopsida; Lamiales; Oleaceae. The coding region runs from base 86 to 1360 and encodes 424 amino acids. Gene Ontology annotation, biological process: DNA damage response. Gene Ontology annotation, molecular function: single-stranded DNA binding. The record is from RefSeq and is a predicted model, not a curated record.